Messenger RNA from Astyanax mexicanus (Mexican tetra), 3757 nucleotides. It is a transcript of the gene ngef, whose product is annotated as neuronal guanine nucleotide exchange factor. The coding region runs from base 325 to 2550 and encodes 741 amino acids. The transcript has 15 exons. The record is from RefSeq and is a predicted model, not a curated record. NCBI's taxonomy places the organism in Eukaryota, Metazoa, Chordata, Actinopteri, Characiformes, Acestrorhamphidae. Gene Ontology annotation, molecular function: guanyl-nucleotide exchange factor activity; protein binding. Gene Ontology annotation, biological process: activation of GTPase activity.
ACACCUGUUACACACACACACACCUGUUACACACACACAAUGGAACAAUAGGAGGGGCUGGACAGCUGAAGAAUUCAGACCUGAACCAGGUUAAACCAGAGAGAGAGAGAAGGAAUGAGGGAGGAGUUGAGAGUGAGAGAGGAGUGUCAGAGUUUUGGGGGAAAUUGAAUCAGAGUAAGAGAGGACGAGCGAGAGAGCACACCUGAGACUCUCGCACCUGAGAGAGUCUGAAUCUCUCUCUCGGCCUGUUUUCUCCAGUGUGUGUGUGUGUGUGUGUGUGCAGCUGAUGGACUGCGUGCCCGCGGUACCCAUGCCCUGCCCCUGAUGUCGUUAGGGUCAGAGGGCAUCGCCAUGGCGAUGACUGCACUGUUCCGGGGAAAGUGGGGUCAGAAGGCCUCAGAGCCGCCGCCCCCCAAACCCCCCGCCGCCCCCCCGCCCCAGCCGGACGAGGAGGAGGACGAUGAAGACCCGCCGACCCGAGCGCCGAUCCGCCGCAACUCCCGCUUCUACCGCAGCAUGAGGAAGAAGAAGCUCCAGUCUUCAUCAUCAUCCUCAGACCAGCAGCACAGCCCCUCCCCUUCCCCUAAAUCCCCUCUGAAGUCCGGACGGAACUUGGCGGCCAGCAGGUCCCCCCUCACACCCCGGCACCGCCGCCCCUCCCCUCAGAGCUCUGGUAGAGGGUUGCUAAGCGAUGGUCUGGUGGGUGGAGCCUCCCCUUGGUCGCCGAUAGAGACGGGAGAUUGGCGGCUCAGAGGAGAGAUGGAGGAGCUAAGCGUUCGGACCAGAGCCUGCAGCGUGCAGGACGAACACACACACACACACUCACACACUGACAACAACACACUCAGGUUUGUGCAAAGUGGGGAUGGUGAAAACACACCAGAGAACUUUGGCUACAGUCUAAACAUCGUAAAGAGCGUCCCGUUCCUGUAUCAGGAAUAUCGGGGCACGUCGGAGCAGCAGGAGAUCGAACAGCGGCGGCAGAGGGAUGGCCUACCUUUGGCAGGGCUCGGGUCGGGUUCGGGGGUCACGGUGGGGUCGGGGGUCACGGUGGGGUCGGGGCCGAUGUCUCCGCCUGCCCUGCAGCUGCAGCUCCGGAACACGGCCCGGUCCCUCAGCCUGUGGCAGAACCUGGACGCCGUGCAGAACAGCGGCCUGCUGAGCGGAUUACCUCACCGAGAGAUCAUACUGCAGGAGGCCAUGUUUGAGUUGGUGACCUCUGAAGCUUCAUAUUAUAAAAGUCUAGAACUGCUGGAGAACCACUUCCUGCAGAACCCACUCCUCAUCAACACUCUCAGCCAAUCAGACAUGCACUUCCUCUUCUCCAACAUCGCUGACAUCAUGAAGGCAAGCGAAAGGUUUCUGAUGGAUUUGGAGCACAGGAUCGAGGAGUCGCUGCUGAUCUCAGACGUGUGUGACAUCGUUUAUCAUCACGCUGUCAAUUAUUUCCACGUCUUCAUCAGUUACGUCAUUAACCAGGUCUACCAGGAGAAGAACUACCGCCGCAUACUGCAGGAGAACACUUUGUUUCGAGAGAACAUGGCUCUGUUGGAGAAUCAGCCGAAGGUUAAAGGCCUGUCCUUCACCUCCUUCCUCAUCCUCCCCUUCCAGCGAAUCACACGCCUCAAACUGCUGGUGCAGAACAUUCUGAAGAAGGUUGAGGAGAAUUCAGAGAGAGAAAUCAACGCCAUUAAAGCUCACCAGGAGCUGGAGAGGAUUGUUAAGGAAUGUAAUGAAGGAGCGAGGAAGAUGAGUCGCACUGAGGAGCUGAUCAGCAUCGAGAAAACACUCGAGUUCAAAUCAAAGUCAGUGCCGGUCAUCUCUCACUCCCGUUGGCUCCUGAAGAAGGGGGAGGUUCUGCAGAUGUCGGGACCGAAGAGCACCCGGACCAUGAAGAGCCGAAAACUCUACCACCCCAUCUACCUGUUCCUCUUCAACAACCUGCUGCUCAUCACCAAACGCAGCUCCAGUGGGGAGAAGUUUCAGGUGCUGGACUCCUGCAGUCGCUCGAUGUUGAGGACGGAGGAUCUGGAGGAUCAGGGUCAGAUGCUGGCCUUCGUAUUCGUCCUCAAACUGCUGGAGAACCAGGAGGACCGACCUGUUAGCUACAUGCUAAAGACCACCAGCAUGAGUGAGAAGCUGCGCUGGAUCUGUGCUCUUACACCCAACCGCAGAACCCGAUUCCUCUCUACCAGCACACACCAACCAGACUCUCCGCAGGUUCAGUGUAUCCAGUCGUACUCCGCUCAGGAGCCGGACGAGUUGUCGAUAGAGAUGGCGGAUGUUCUGCACAUCCUGGAGAAAACCGACGACGGGUGGAUGAUGGGGGAGCGGCUGCAUGACGGCGAGCGUGGCUGGUUCCCGUGCCGCGUGGUGGAGGAGAUCCUGAGCUCGGAGGUUCGGGUUCAGAACCUGAAGGAAUGCCAAAGGAUCCAGCUGGCGCACGGUGCACCACAGGGCGCCACCAGAGCCGCCUCCAGGGGGCGCCGCGCCACCAAGACUGCACUCUACAGCCCCACCUGGGUCGACCAAUCGGAGCAGGAGCAGUGAAGCAGGUGGGGUUUAUAAAGACUGGUUAUAAAGACAGCGAGAUUGCACCAAAUGAGGCCACUGGAGGGCGUCACCGAGUUUCGUUCUGUCUCAGGUAUGUACUCUCCCAGGGAGGGGGGUCAAAGGUCACGGCUGAGGUCGCCACAGGUGACCGGACUGGACUCAUCCUACGGUCUGCAUGAACUGACCGAACUUUUUAACGCUUGUUUUUUUCCGGCUGCUUGUUGGAAUUGUCCGUUCCACCUUAAAAUUAAGAAUUCAAUAAGAAACUGAUAAACGAGAAGAAAGCUCUGUGUUUUAUAUUGGUUCUCCACAACACGUUCCGCAUGAAGAUAAAGAACCUCACUUUGAUUAUUAUGGGAACCGCUGUCAUGAAGGAAUUUCACCGAACAAAAAUCAAUGUAAGGAAGAACAGGACUUUUUAUGGGAUGUCUGAAAGCACGGUUACGACGAACAGAACGAUUUCAGGUCUCUGUAUUAUAACACUCAAACUUACUCCCACUGACCAGCUCUUAAAGGGUCCAUAUCCUCAUCUUUAUAUAUGUAUAUAAACCUAAAUAUAAGUGUAUAUACACUCAUUAACCAAAAAACUGUCUCAAAUUCAUGUGCAGUUACUGUAUAUAAAUGUGCUUCCCCUGCUGUGCUAUUAAAGACUCUCAGAUGGUGUAGAGAGAUCGUUAUUGGACUGUAUGAUGCUCUCAAAAACUCAGCAGAAGACGAUUAGAGGGGUUCCAAAAAUCACCUGCUAACAUCAGUUUCCUUUACAGUGAACCAUAACCCUGGACUACAGACUGGAACUGUGUCCCCUUUAGUUCCUUUAGCCCCUCUAGAAAAAAAAGCCCCCAGAGCCCCUCUAGACCCUUUAGUCCCAAAUACCCCUUUAUUCUCUCUAGCCACUGGAGCCCCUUUGUUCCCUUUAGCCCCCAGAGCCCCUCUAGACCUUUAUUCCCUCAAACCCAUUUAGCCAGUAUAUAUACAUAUAUAUAAUAUUAUGAUAUGGGCUCUUUAAUUGAUCUGCAGUGUGAAUCGUGUUCGUCUCUGGUGAGAAUCUGCAGGUUUUGCACGUCCUGCAGUUUAACAUGACAUCAGCACACCCACACACACACACACACUAUACACACACACACACUAUACACACACACACUAUACACUCUCUCUCAAAUACACACUAUACACACACACACUAUACACUCUCUCUCACACACAC